UGCGGCUUGGAGGGAGGGUCGGCGCUGGUGAUACUAAAUACAAAGGAUCCUGCACCUAUCAACGACGAGGCAUUCUGGAGAGGCAACCUCCCUUUUCCGGCAAUUCUCUUUUAUUUUUCCUUUCGUCCCUUCGUUUUCCAUCUCAGUUUUUAGUAUACUAUAAUUUUAAUUCUGCUGGUGUAUUCGUGAGCCAGAACGGCUUUCGUUUAAUACAAGAGCACGCUGCCGCACUCAAUGACCGUUAGGCGAGCGAGUUUCUCCGCGGCUCAUUCCAUGGCCGAUAAUUCAAUCGAUCAGGGAGAUCGCACACCAGGCAUCGCCGUCAACCAUAUCCCGCUUCACCUGCGACAGGACUCGCGAUCCAAGGACUCACUCAGCGACAAGGCUCCCACCACGCCCCGGUCCAGCAUCGAGAGCCAGGGCGUCGCCGCCCCCUUUGCCCAGCGCAAGCAGUUCCCUGAAAAUCUGCAUUUUGCUCCUCAUUCAUUCCGCCUGCGCUCAAGGACCGCCUCGACAAGGAGCAGCAUCUCCUCGGCCAACGUGCCCGACUCUGCCACCACUUAUUCACACUCGACGCUGGCCAGUCCCAUCAGCACCAGCUACGCCAGUGACCUCAGCGACUUCUGCGGCCAUUCUAUCGAUACAUCACGUCCAGCCAGCCGAGUCUUCCAUCGGCGGCACCGCUCUUCCACGGGAUCUCUUUGUUCAGCACACGCCAACGACGAUGACGACGCUUUUUCUUUUGCAGGAUACCCGGACCUCAGCGCUAGGCUACUGGAGAUUCACGUAGCCUCCCCAGUCACUCCUGUUCCCUUAAGUGAUAGUGACUAUCUGGAUCCAUCUACAAGCUCGUCCAAGGUCUCUCCUAUCAAAGAAGAAGAGGAAAGUUUGACUCCAAGUGACUCCUAUCAAUGGCCGCCGCUUGAGACCACUACUACUGAGCCGUCUCUCUCGCCCAAGUGGGACACAGCAUCGUCCGCUUCAGACGACGUGUCUUCCCAGGACACAGAUGCUAUUCUAAAUUACACCCUUCAAUUAGUUUUCGGGGUAGACCUUCAAGAAGAGUCAUCUAAAGUGACGCCGGCGGUACGACGCCUUGUAUCCAAGUUUGUUGGUGAUGUUGGGAGCUCUUUUUGGACCUCGCUAUCAGACGCUGAUAUGACACAAGUCAUGUCAUCUUCAAGCAACUCCUCGACUCCCUCGCAAGGCGGUAGCUCACAAGGUGGUAGCGGAGGCGGUGACUCCUCGUCCGCAGGCAAGAGAAAGAAGCAAACCCGAGGGGAUGAAGAUGAUGGGGAAUUCACCGAUGGCGAGGGCUUGGGGUACAAUCCUCUCAAGAAGCUGCGCCCAAAUCCCAAGGAUGACGAGAACUUACGCCUGAGCUGCCCAUACAGAAAGAGGAAUCCAUCGCGUUUUAAUGUCAGGGACCAUCAUUCCUGUGCCAUGACAUAUUUUCCCAAGUUUGCAGAGCUGAGACAGCACAUUGUCAAACAGCACAAGCGAGAUGACCCAUCUGCCUUCGUUUGCGAUAGAUGCAACCGUGAUUUCCAUACUCGAAAAGAGCUUCGUGACCAUCAGCGUCUGCCCAAAGAGGAAAUGUGCGACAUAUUGGAUCACGAUCCAGAGUCAGGGGUCGAUGGAACCACCUCGAUCAAGCUCCUGUCUCGUAAGAGAGCCAGUGGAGCCUCUCCCGAGGCUCAGUGGAAAGAAAUCUGGAAUAUUCUGUUCCCAGAUGAUGAAGACCACCAGAUUCACCCAUACAAUUUUACUCCCGUCAUCGAGCAUUUCGAGCUUUCCAAUUACUACAUGUCAUCUUUCGAAGUCCUACACUCUUCUCUUCGCGACAAGAUCUCAAAUCCUGCAACGCUUGAGACUUUGACCUCCAAAUUCCAACAAUGCUUCAUGGAGGCCGUAGAGCGAUGCAUAGGCGCCGCACAGAGCAUGCCCUACACAAAUCGCAGCAACAAGAGAAACGAGCCUUCUCGCGUGCAGAGCUUCCAAAAUCUUAUCCCACGAAAGGGAAGGGAAAUACUCCCCCGCCCUGACUCUGGCGUUGUCAUGAUGGAUGAAUGUUCUGAAGAGAGCGGCAGUAUCAAGAACUCUGUUUACGGCCCCCGAGACAGCGUUCGAACCAUUGUCAAGGACAGUGGGCAAAGGCGCGGCAGCAAUUUGGCUCCCGAACCGUCGACAACGGAACCUACGCCAGCGGCGAUGAACAUGCUGGAUCAGAGCUUUUCGGGACACAUGCCAUUCAUGGCACCCAUGGCCGCCACCAACCCGAUGGAUCCUAUGGCUGUUCAGUCUUGGAACAAUGGCGUUUCAGAUCCUAAUGACGGAGACAUUGCCAACAGUUUCCCAAUGACUGACCAAUUCUAUGCUCCGGGAGAGCUCACGCCGCACGGAGACCUAGGAAGCUGGGGAGGCGACUAUUAUCAGUCCGCAUUUCAGGGGCUUAAUGACCACCAUUUCAACCCCUUUAACGACGGGAUGAGCUAAAUGAAGCUGUAGACAUGUGCUGGUUCUAUAUACAAGAUUCCAUGCAUGAAGAAUUAUUGUCAAUUCUGUAUUACUAGAUGUACUAAUACUCUUAUUUUGCUUUUGAUUGCUUGAAUAAUGCUAUCGAGCUAAUGGCUGCUACAUGCAGCUAAUAUAUAUAUAUAUAUACUAUAAUACAGUGCCAU
Messenger RNA from Trichoderma asperellum CBS 433.97, 2681 nucleotides. RefSeq lists its product as uncharacterized. The record is from RefSeq and is a predicted model, not a curated record. NCBI's taxonomy places the organism in Eukaryota, Fungi, Ascomycota, Sordariomycetes, Hypocreales, Hypocreaceae.